Humulus lupulus (European hop) is the source of this 1891-nucleotide messenger RNA. Its product is annotated as probable E3 ubiquitin-protein ligase RHC2A. Bases 397 to 1536 code for a protein of 379 amino acids. The record is from RefSeq and is a predicted model, not a curated record. The transcript has a single exon. Gene Ontology annotation, biological process: protein ubiquitination. Gene Ontology annotation, cellular component: cytoplasm. Gene Ontology annotation, molecular function: ubiquitin protein ligase activity. NCBI's taxonomy places the organism in Eukaryota, Viridiplantae, Streptophyta, Magnoliopsida, Rosales, Cannabaceae.
UUCAAAGGCUAGUCCUUAAAUCCUUCCCCUUUUCCUCUCUCUUCUCAAUUUUCACCUCAAAUUCCUCUUUCUCUCUCUGGCGCUGGUCUCGCUUUCUUGUUCCUCUUCCGGCGAAUUAGGUAUUUUUCAUGCUUUUUGAUCUUCAAUUCUCCUUAUAUAGUCCCCAAAAUUGGAGUUUGGAUAACGAAGUUACGUGCUUUGCCUUUUCUUCCUCUACAAGUGGACACGGAAAGUUUGUUCAACUUUGACCGUCUAGGGUUUGUAGAUGUGAGCAAAAUCGAAUUGGGUUUCGGAGCUUUUGAUUUCUUGGCCCGUUUAGGCUGAGAAGACGAUAUCGGAUAAUUGUAGGGGAAAAAGAAAGGUUUUUUUUAUUUCUUGGGUUUGAAUUUUUGGUAUAUGGAUUCGGCUCAAACGUCGUACUGGUGCUAUAGAUGCAGUCGAUUCAUUAGCGUAGGGGUUCGGGUUCCGGUUGAAGAUACCGUACUUUGCCCCCAUUGUGGUGGCGGAUUCGUUGAAGAAAUGCAGAACUCGACCCCGACUAGAUCUCCUAUCCAUAAUCGGUUUCCGGCGGCUGCUAUGUACCUCGACCGUGCCCCCAAUCCUGAGAUUCGUAGCCAUGGCCAAAGACUGCGCCGUAGUCAAAGAAGUAGUCGUGACCGCUCGCCUUUUAACCCUGUCAUUGUUCUUCGUGGCACCGCCGAGGGGGGUGGGGGUGGCGGCGUUGGGGGCGGCGAUGAAAGCAACGGAGCUGAGCGAAGCAACUUUGAGCUAUAUUACGAUGAUGGUGUUGGAACGAGUCUUCGGCCCCUACCUCCUAGCAUUUCUGCAUUUUUGAUGGGUUCAGGAUUUGACCGCCUUUUGGAUCAAUUGUCACAGUUAGAGAUCAAUGGGGUUGGGAGAAUGGAUCAUCCUCCAGCGUCCAAAGCUGCUAUUGAGUCCAUGCCCAUUAUCAAGAUUGUGGCGAACCAUGUUUCCACAGAAUUACACUGUGCUGUUUGUAAGGAGGAAUUUGAGCUCGAUUCAGAAGCUCGAGAGAUGCCUUGCAAGCACAUCUACCAUACGGACUGUAUCCUUCCGUGGCUUUCUCUUCGUAAUUCCUGCCCUGUGUGUCGCCAUCAACUGCCCACUGAUGUCCGUGGGUGUGGCAGAAACUCCCCAGAGUCUGCUGAUGGGGAUGAAGAAACUAUGGGUUUGACAAUAUGGAGGCUUCCCGGGGGUGGUUUUGCUGUUGGGAGGUUCACAGGUGGUAGGCGAGGCGCUGAGCGCGAGCUUCCUAUUGUUUACACUGAGAUGGAUGGCGGUUUCAAUACUUCUGGCGCUCCAAUGAGGAUUGCAUUUCAAUCUAGUGGAAGUAGAUCAAGGGAGAGGGGACGAGUGGGACGAGCAUUUCACAAUUUUUUCUCAUUUUUUGGGAGGCUCAGAUGGUCAUCCUCUCGGUCUGGCGCUGAACCGAAUUCGACUCGAAGGAGUCUUUCUAGUACCAUAUUCAGUAGAGCAAGGCGCAGCCGGCAUUGGACUUUGGAUGGUAGCCAAUGACGAAUGUUUUAGUUCCUCUUUUCCUUCUUUGAGAUCAAGUUGAGAAAGGGGAGGAGAGUGCAUUUUUGCUUCUCAAUUUGUAGGUUCACUUUCUAAUUACUAAGAUUGUAGUGUAUUUCUUAAGCAAGAUUUUUUUUUUGUUGUAUAUUGUAAUUGUUUUGUUUAUUUGCUGUACAUAGCAUACAUGACUACGAAAUGAAGAGUCUUCCCAAUGUAAUUCUGUCGAAGAAGAGGACAAUCUGCAUUGGCAGCAAAUUAGAAAGAUAUACCCCCUUAGAGGGAUGUAAACCAUUAUCUUAGUAAUUGUAUCCCUGUUUUUCUAUUAAAGAGUUCCAUUACCUGCUUUUUCUCAGGA